This is a messenger RNA of Oikopleura dioica, 1104 nucleotides long. The record is from the annotation of a GenBank genome assembly. Lineage: Eukaryota; Metazoa; Chordata; Appendicularia; Copelata; Oikopleuridae.
AUGUCGAUUCUCCAGAAAAUCUCGGAUAUCGAGGCCGAAAUGGCCAGAACGCAGAAGAAUAAGGCUACGGCUGGCCAUUUGGGUUUAUUGAAGGCUAAGUUGGCGAAGUUGAGAAGAGAGUUGAUUGAGCCCAAGUCCGGAGGAGGCGGAGGAAAGGGAGAAGGGUUUGAUGUCGCAAGAACAGGUGAUGCCCGAGUCGGAUUCGUUGGGUUUCCGUCAGUGGGAAAGUCAACGCUCUUGUCGAAUCUGGCGGGUGUUUACUCAGAAGUGGCGGCGUACGAAUUCACAACUCUGACGACAGUUCCGGGUGUGAUUCGAUACAAAGGAGCGAAGAUUCAGCUACUCGAUCUUCCUGGUAUCAUUGAAGGUGCCAAGGAUGGUAAAGGUCGAGGUAAACAGGUCAUUGCUGUUGCCAGAACAUGCCACUUGAUCUUCCUGUGUCUUGAUGUUCUGAAGCCUUUGGGACACAAAGCAAUCAUCGAACACGAGUUGGAAGGAUUUGGAAUUCGAUUGAAUAAGAAACCACCGCAGAUUACAUUCCGAGUGAAGGAAAAGGGAGGAUUGAAUUAUAAUGCGCAAGUCGAGCAAUCGGAAUUGGACAAGGAACUAGUCCAGUCAAUUUUGAAAGAAUACAAAAUCCACAACGCGGAUGUGACAUUGAACGAAGACGCAACCACAGACAUGCUGAUCGACGUUAUUGAAGGAAACAGAAUUUACAUUCCUGCGAUCUACGUCCUCAACAAAAUCGACCAGAUCUCCAUCGAAGAGCUCGAUCUCAUUUACAAAAUCCCCCACACUGUUCCCAUCAGCGCGCAUCACAAGUGGAACUUUGAUGAUCUUCUGGAAACCAUGUGGGACUAUUUGAAACUCACGCGUAUCUACACGAAACCAAAGGGUCAACUUCCCGACUAUACAGAACCUGUUAUUUUGAGAAAGGACAUCAAUACAGUCGAAGGUUUUGUGAACAAAAUUCAUAGGACGCUGAUGGACUCAUUCAAACACGCGCUUGUUUGGGGAUCUUCCGUGAAGCACUGUCCCCAGCGAGUCGGAAAGGAUCAUAUUCUGAUGGACGAAGACGUCGUGCAAGUCAUCAAGAAACACUGA